AUGGCGAAUUGUUCAGACGAAAUUGAAAUUCGCGACGUCUGGGCACACAAUCUUGAAUCCGAAGUCGAUUUAAUCUCUCAAGGUCUAAAGAAUUAUCCAUACAUAGCAAUAGACACCGAAUUUCCCGGCACCGUCGAACCAGGACCGGUGCCCCGACGAUAUCACAGCACCACAUAUUCUUCUUUAAUGACCAAUAUCAACUUAACCAAGUUAAUUCAACUAGGAAUCACAAUCGGAGAUGAUAAAGGAAACCUCCCAAAAGUCGAAGGAAGCAAGAAAAGCUGCAUUUGGCAAUUCAAUUUCCAAGAUUUCGACAUCAACACCGACAGAUUCGUGCCCGCCUCCAUCGAGCUUCUUCGCAAUAGUGGCAUAGAUUUCGAAAGGUUUAGAAAAGAAGGGGUUCCAUUGAAGGUGUUUGCAGAAACGAUAAUGAUGUCGGGCGUGUUCUCGAAUGUGUUUGUCCGAUUGAUAAACUUUCAUGGGUCUAGUGAUUUUGGGUAUUUGAUUAAAUGUUUAAGGUGGGAAGAUCUUCCCGAAAAAUAUGAUGUUUUUAUGGAACUUGUUAAGGUGUUUUUCCCUGAUUUUAUUGAUGUCAGUCAUUUGGCGACAAAGUGCCCUGUUUAUGGUGGAUUGGAAACUUUGGCGAGUCUUAUUGGGUUGAAGAGAGUCGGACCUGCUCAUCAGGCUGGAUCGGAUAGUUUACUUACUUAUCGAGUUUGCAUGAGAUUAAAGGAAUCCUAUUGCUCAAAUGAUGUUUUUCUAAGUUCUUUAAAUGUCAUAUAUGGUUUAGAAUCUUUAGAUAAUUAG
Messenger RNA from Impatiens glandulifera, 807 nucleotides. RefSeq names its product probable CCR4-associated factor 1 homolog 2. Gene Ontology annotation, molecular function: nucleic acid binding; poly(A)-specific ribonuclease activity. Lineage: Eukaryota; Viridiplantae; Streptophyta; Magnoliopsida; Ericales; Balsaminaceae. The transcript has a single exon. Gene Ontology annotation, cellular component: CCR4-NOT complex; CCR4-NOT core complex; P-body. Bases 1 to 807 code for a protein of 268 amino acids. The record is from RefSeq and is a predicted model, not a curated record.